UGCCUAGCUGCUCUGUGGAGCUUCGGUGCUCACGUGCCCGAGACGAGUGGAGGAUCUUCGUAGAGCCAGCGUCGCGAUUUAGCCGUCCAUGACGCUUUCUCUUUCCAGAGCGCACCAGGCAAGCUUACUUUAUUACACUUUCAGUGCAAAGCAGGAAAGAAGUGGGGAUUCUAAGACAGCACCCAUUGUGGAAUGGAUGGCAGAGAGGAGGCUGGAAUGUAGCUCUGCAGCUCAAGGUUUAGCUAUAUUCCUGUUUGGCAGAGUUUAGGAUAAACUCAUCCACCCUUUGAAGGAUCAGGCAAAGACAUGGCUUUGGUUCCUUAUGACAGCACAGCUCUUUGGGGAAUGCAGAAAUUACAUAAAUCUUCCUCUACAUUCUGUUUUGCCAACCAUACAAUUCACAUUAAGCAGAAUUGGACGCAGUUGGGUGUAGCUGCUGUGGUUUGGGAUGCGGCAGUGGUCUUGUGCACUUUCCUGGAGACAGGAGGCAUUGAUCUGCAGGGACGCACGGUGAUUGAGUUAGGAGCUGGGACAGGCCUUCUUGGAAUUGUAGCUGUGUUACUUGGUGCUCAAGUUACAAUCACAGACCGAAAGCCGACAUUGCCCUUACUUGAGUCAAAUGUGCAAACUAAUUUACCAGUCAACCUUCAGUCAAGAACAGCAAUAAAAGAACUUACCUGGGGACAAGAUUUGGCAGACUUUUCUCCAGGAGAAUAUGAUAUUAUCUUGGGUGCAGACAUAGUUUACCUGGAAGAAACAUUUGCAGAUCUUCUUCAGACACUGGAUUAUCUCUGCUCUGAUGAAACUGUAAUCCUGUUAUCCUGCCGUCUCCGCUAUGAGCGGGACCAGAAUUUCCUGAAGAUGCUUAGAGAACAUUUUACAGUGAAUGAAGUGCUCUACGACCCUGGUAGUGAUGUGCAUAUAUUUAGAGCACAGAGACAUGUCCUGAAGGGGGAUUUGUGAUUGGUCUGACCAUGAAUUCUUGCCAGCUCAUGUCUUCUCUUUCCUUUUCAUUGCCCCAAUACUUGGAUCAAAAACUUCCAUGCAGCAUCUCCCUCUUUCUGUUGCAAUGAAAGUACUUUAUGAGAAUAAAGUGAAACAAAUUAUUUUUUGAUUAUAAAAAGUUUGUUUAACUCCUUACUUGGAGUUAAUCUGGUUGAGUUUCCUAUAAAGACUGUCUUCUUGAUUUACUUAUUGUUAAAAUAAAGAAUUAAUCAGGUGAGCCAUCGAAGGAUAGCAAUCUAUCAAUUAUUUUUGAAGAAAUAACUGUGACAAGCUGUAUUACGGUCACAAGAUAAAUUAUCCAUAGUCAGCCCUUCUCUCUGUUUCAGUCAGCUGGCCAAUUCAUAAUAAGUUCUUCAGUGAAUGCAGGUGAAAGCAAAAAGAGACAUUUGAAAGAAGAAAAAUUGUUUCAGAAAAAAGGUUUGGGAUAAAAUGGGGGCUUCCCUUGGAUGAGUGACGGGUUGUCAGAGAGAGAUGUCAGGUAAUCCUCAACAUAUGACCAGUCACUUAACCAUUCCAAAUUAUGAUGUGCUUAACAAAAGGUUAUGACUUCUCCAUGCAGCUACCACCCCUGGUCAUGUGAUUGCAUUUUGGGUGUUUGGAAACUGGCUUGCAUUUAUGACCAAUUGCAGCAUCCCGUGGCUAUAUGAUAACAUUUUGUAAUUAUUAUUUUUUUGCUGCUUUCCAGCAAAAAAUGUCCAAACUGGGUUUGGACUUACAACCACAUGAUUCACUCUUUUUUUAAUGGGUGUGUAAAAAGCUGUGAUCUACAGCUUGCAUAACUAUAGCCAUUUUUUAGAACUGCUUUUCACAUUACAUCACUUCAAACAUUUUCAUCACCAAUUAGACUUAUGAGGUUGGGAACAGUUUCAUUUUCAUGAAGAACAUAAAGUACACACUUGCAAAAAUAUGUGCUUCCAGUUAUUGUGCUCACAAUUCCUUCACCUUUCUUUCCAAGGUUUUCUAGUUUCCCAGGAUUCUUUCAAAGUGUUCUGGCUAGGUUGUUCAUUCCCACAAGGAUCAAGAGAGAAAGACAGUUGUUGAUGAGGUUGAAUAUUCUUGUAAUUACCGUAUUUUUCGGAGUAUAAAGUGCACUUCCCCCCCCAAAGAUGGUGAAAAAUGGUGCAUCUUAUACACCGAAUGUUACAUCAGCCAUAUCGGGCGGGGAGGAGGGAGUUAGUGUGGCAGCAGCAACGGCAACAGGCAGCUGAUUGGCGGUAUUCUCCAACCACCAAUUGGAGAGAUGGGAUUCACACAGUUCGGCAGAACUGUUUGUUAAAUUGAGGAGAAGUGGCUGAUUCCAUCAGUGGAGCAUUUAGUUGAGGAUGCACUGCUGCUGGGCCUGCCACACUGCCUCCGGACCUGCCACCCCAUCGCAUCGCUGCCAGACCUGCCGCUCCAUUGCAUCAUUGCCACCCCAUUGCAUUGUCAUUGGACCUGCCACCUUGCCACCGGACCUGCAUCUCUGCUUGCUGCCGGACCUGCUGCACCUCCGGGACUGCAUGGAUUGCUUGGGCUGUGAGCCCAGAGACACAGAGAGAG
Messenger RNA from Ahaetulla prasina, 2544 nucleotides. RefSeq names its product methyltransferase 21A, HSPA lysine (gene METTL21A). The transcript has 6 exons. The coding region runs from base 307 to 963 and encodes 218 amino acids. Gene Ontology annotation, biological process: peptidyl-lysine methylation. Gene Ontology annotation, molecular function: protein-lysine N-methyltransferase activity. Gene Ontology annotation, cellular component: cytosol; cytoplasm. The record is from RefSeq and is a predicted model, not a curated record. Lineage: Eukaryota; Metazoa; Chordata; Lepidosauria; Squamata; Colubridae.